Messenger RNA from Nicotiana tabacum (common tobacco), 1643 nucleotides. Its product is annotated as geraniol 8-hydroxylase-like. Lineage: Eukaryota; Viridiplantae; Streptophyta; Magnoliopsida; Solanales; Solanaceae. The record is from RefSeq and is a predicted model, not a curated record. Gene Ontology annotation, molecular function: heme binding; iron ion binding; oxidoreductase activity, acting on paired donors, with incorporation or reduction of molecular oxygen.
UGUAUCUAUUCCCUAGAAAAGAAGAGAGAAAAAAUGGAACUUCACACUAUCCUUCUCUUGUGCAUCUCCCUUUUUUGCUGGUUCUUCUUUAAAACAUAUCUCCAUUCUAAAUCCAGAAAGCUACCCCCUGGUCCUACUGGUUUCCCCAUAAUCGGUUCACUACUAGAGCUAGGUUCAAAACCUAAUCAUUCACUAGCCAACCUAGCCAAAAUCCAUGGCCCUCUCAUGACUCUAAAACUCGGUUCAGUCAUUACCAUAGUAGCCUCCUCACCUGAAACAGCCAAAGAAAUCCUCCAAAAACACGACAAAACAUUAUCAGCACGCACUGUUCCCGAUGUUAUAACCGCACAACCAAAUCCAGAAGCCACCUUAGCUUGGGUCACAGGCGACAAGUGGAGAAACAGAAGAAGAAUAUGUAGCACACAAAUGUUCACUAACCAAAGACUCGAUUCUCUGCAAGAAAUACGUCACGAGAAGGUUGCACAACUAGUGAAUCAUAUGAGAAAGCAGUGUCAAAGCGGUGCAGCUGUUGACGUAGGACACGUUGCUUUCGCGACGACGUUGAAUUUAAUGUCGAACACUAUUUUCUCUAUUGAUUUGGUUGACCCGGAAUUCGAGACGGCUCAAGAGUUUAAGGAUUUGGUUGGGACAAUCAUGGAGGAUUCAGUGAAACCUAACUUGUCUGAUUAUUUCCCGAUUAUACGGUGGCUUGAUUUACAAGGAGUGAAACGUCAUAUUAAGCCAGCAUAUUUAAGGUUGCAUGAGAUAUUUGACCAACUAAUUGAGAAGAGAGUAGAAGAUAGAGCGUCAGGAAUGAAGAAAACAGGAGAUUUCUUGGAUGUACUUCUUGAUCAAUGUGAAGAAGAAGGGUCUGGAUUUGAUCGCCAAACUAUCAAGCCUCUUAUCCUGGAUUUAUUCCUUGCUGGAAGUGACACGUCCGCCAUAACAACAGAAUGGGCAAUGGCAGAACUUCUUCGAAAUCCUCAAAAGUUACAGAAAGUAAGAGAAGAAAUUCUUCAACAAAUAGGCACAGAAAGGCCAGUGAAAGAAUCAGACAUUGACAAACUUCCAUACCUUCAAGCAGUUGUAAAAGAAGUCUUGAGACUACACCCAGCAGCUCCAUUACUCUUACCACACAAAGCUCAAGAAGACACAGAAAUAUUCGGUUUCAUUGUGCCCAAGAACAGCCAAGUUCUCGUAAAUGCAUGGGCAAUUGAGAGAGAUCCAAAAUACUGGGAAAAACCACUAGAGUUUCUGCCUGAAAGAUUCAUCAAAUCAAGUGUGGAUUACAAAGGAAGGGACUUUGAGUAUAUACCAUUCGGCGCCGGCCGGAGAAUUUGUCCUGGAAUGCCACUUGCUAUAAGGACGGUGAAUUUGGUGUUGGCUUCUAUUGUUCAACCAUUUAGUUGGAAGUUACCAAAAGGGAUGGCACCAGAGAAUUUGGAUAUGGAGGAACAAUUCGGACUUACUUUGAGGAAGGCCAUUCCUCUUCUUGCCAUUCCUAGUAUGGAAGAAAAUUAAAUAAGGCCAUGAUUUGAGUCGACAUAUGCUAUUUGCCUCUGUAAUAUCUUAAUGGGAUUGUCCUAAUAUGAGAAAUGAGUUUGUGAUUGUGAGAAAUAUACUUAUGUAAAAUAUGGAUGAUA